AUGUCUGAAAACGCACCAAUCAGCCAUCAAGUCUCUGUUGCCCUUCGAUCUAUCCGAAGUGGUAACUAUACGUAUGCGUUCGACAUAUGCAACUCGCUGCAAUGGGGUAUGGGCUUGAGUAGAUUCACUCGAGCACGCUGCCUCUUUAUCCUGCUCCUCCUGGCUCCUCUGUUUCCAGUCAGAGUGCCAGAUCCUAUAGAGCUAGCGGAUCGAUUGUAUCACGAGCUCAUCAACAUCAAGAAACACGAGCGUGGCCGGCGAAAUGAGGUCGUCAGCUUUAUGAAGAACCACGUCAUCCUGGUGAUAGGAAUAGGGGGCAUUCUGAUACAAUACAAUAUCAAAAGGUGGGCUAGAAAGAUUGAGCCUGGAGCUAGUGCUGAGAAGAAAGCGAAGGUGAAGGCGAUGAAGGAAGUCAAAGGAAAGAAUGAGGAUGAUUCGCACCAGACAGAAGCAGACCAGGAACAGAUUCCAGUACCAAGUAAAGACGAUCGGAGAGAUUCAGUCUCAGAUGAUGAAGGUGUGAAGCUUGGCCUUGGUGACGAUCUGCCAGUACCUGAUGAGGACGAGAAGACAUUGGCAGGACUACGCGAGAAAGGCUCGCUGAACUAG
Molecule: messenger RNA, 609 nt
Organism: Lithohypha guttulata
Lineage: Eukaryota; Fungi; Ascomycota; Eurotiomycetes; Chaetothyriales; Trichomeriaceae
Exons: 3
Coding region: 1-609 (202 amino acids)
Source: RefSeq, a predicted model, not a curated record